UGAGAAAAUAAGUCCAAAAUCUACUUGUUUUCCAAGAAAACAUUUUCUAGGAAAACAUUUUUCAUGAAAAACAUUUUCCUUCAUACCAAACACACCCAUAGUGAUAGAAGAUGUUAGUGUGGAUUGUAUCAACGUUAUUAAAUUGGCACAAUACAUAAAUAUAUCGUUCAAACUUGUCUUUGAUUGACAAUCAUGACCUCCAACUUCAAAUAUAUAUAAUAUACACUUAAACUUUUAUAAAAUAAAAUAAGUACAUACAUGUAUUCGUCGCAGGUGUAGAGCUAAUCAAACUCGAACCGAAAUGAUAAUCCAGACUGAAUUUUUUUACUGAUUUAUCGACAAUGAGUUAUUGGUUUAGCGAUUUUGAUCACGGUUUUUAUUUUUUUUUAUCGGAUUAUCGAUUUUUAACGAUUUGAAAAUUUUUCUUAACGGGUUAACCGAGAGUAAAUUAAAUAAUUACAUUUACACAUUUGGUAUAUAAAGUCAUUGACUUAGAGUUUAGUUUCAUACUUUUAUUUUAAAUUGUCUCAAACUUUCGAUUAUCUACAACGUAAAAAUGUUUGCUUUUGAGCAAGAUGCAUUCUGACAUCUUUGGUUUGUCACCUUAUUUUUAAGUGAUUUUCUAUAAUUUUUUUGUGUGACAAAUCUCAAACGAUCAAACCGAGAACUGAAUCCAUAACGACCAAUAACCGAGAAUUCAAGCACACAAGUUCGUAUACAAAACCGCCAAACGAAUUCCAAAUUGAUUUCAGAUUCAUAUAAUUCGGCAUUUUUAGAAUUUGGAUUUAGAUAUAUUUGUUUGUUUUUGUUAUUUAAUUUCAUUAUGAUGAUCUUUUUUCUCCUUCAUUUUGCUUCUUCUUCGUCUUUGAAUGCGAUUAAGCUCACUAAUCAUAGUGUUUUUGGUCCUGGUUUGAAUCCUUGUUUUCGAAAUUAUUGCUCGUUGGAAUAAUAAUUCAAAGUUGAAGUAAAAAUCCUAAGUUAUUUAGGAUUUGUGAUUUUUUUCGUAUUUAAUUAAUUAAUGUAUUUUUAGGAUUUGUUUGUGCUAAUUCAUAUAGGAAUAUGGUUUCUAAUCCCAGUUUAAUUUGAUAAAUAGAUAUGUUACAGAAACAUAACAACUUUGAAGUAAGAUUCAACUAACUUUAAAGUUUAUAAAUAAAAUAUUUUUCUUCAUCGCCUUUUUGGGGUCUUAGUAGCUGUAGAAUUUCUGGGUUGUUUUAACUAUCUGUUGCUGGAAUUUUGUAAAGAAAAAUGCAAGAAAAGGGAUUGAAUAUAAGUAGGGGUUCGAGACGAAUGCAGAUUAUUACAGGCGGUUAUAUGGAUGAUCGAGGUUGGACUCUACUUCAUAUUGUUGCUCGAAAAGGUGACCUGAAAGAGGUCAAGAGACUUCUUAAUGAAGGCAUGGAUGCAAAUGUGACUGCUGGGGGACGGGGACCUGAGUCACUUGGUGUGACUCCACUUCAUCUAGCUGCUAAGGGUGGUCAUGUUCGAGUUAUGGAUGCAUUGCUCGAGAGAGGUGCUGAUAUUGAUGCAAGAACCAGAGGUGUAUGUGGAUGGACUCCACUUCAGCAUGCAGCUAAAGAAAGAAAGAAGAAAGCAAUCAGAUUCUUGAUCAGAAAUGGUGCAUUUUUGCCAGAUGAAAUCCAUGAUAUCAGGUUCAAUCCUCCACUUCACUAUUGUCCUGGUCUCGAAUGGGCUUACGAGGAGAUGAAACUGCUGCAACUAGAGAGUUCAUCCUCUAACAGCUCAGGAAACUGAGGAUGCAACAACACUUCUCGAAGCAUGUGUUCCACGAGGAAGAAACGUUUUACAAGCAUAGCCAUGUUCUAGAUUUCACCAUUCAUAAUCAACUUCGUCACAUCUAGAAUUGUCAUCAGUAAACUCCACAGUUACAGUCUCGAUAUAUAAUGGAUCGUCUCUUCUAUCCUUCUCUACUUAAAUAUGAUUUUUUUGUCAAGUUGAAACAAUUUUUUGUGCUUAUAACACAUUGUUAUUAAUACUUGGGAAGUGUAUGAGUUACAAAACAUACUUACCUACAUUAUUUCAUCAGCAAUAUUCAACAGCAGAUAUAUAUAGAAUAUAAAGACCUAAUAAUAUAGCAGUCAAGAAAACACAAAUUUAAAAAUUUAAUUACAAAAUAAACCAAAAAAA
Solanum pennellii is the source of this 2148-nucleotide messenger RNA. Its product is annotated as phytochrome-interacting ankyrin-repeat protein 2-like. Gene Ontology annotation, molecular function: protein binding. Lineage: Eukaryota; Viridiplantae; Streptophyta; Magnoliopsida; Solanales; Solanaceae. The record is from RefSeq and is a predicted model, not a curated record. The transcript is spliced from 3 exons. Bases 1249 to 1755 code for a protein of 168 amino acids.